AAGGCAUCGGACUAGUUUGUACGUUAGUGUCUUAUAGACGCCGUCAUGACAGGGUGUUCAGUCCUCAUUAUUUCAUUAUCAGUAGCUGUCUUCAUCAAUGAGGUAACACCAAGAUCUUGCAGGAAAUACACCCAGCAAGUAUUGCUCGUGUCAAUGGACGGAUUCAGGUACGACUAUCCCGAGAAAGCGAAUACCCCCAACUUUGACAAAAUGGAACGAAAUGGCGUGAGGGCAGAAUAUGUCGACAGCAUUUUCACUACCAAGACGCUCCCUUCACACUACAGCAUUGUUACAGGUUUAUAUGAAGAAAACCACGGCAUUAUAGCAAACGCCAUGUAUGACCCAGAAUUCAAGGAUGAGUUUUCCAUAGGGUCGUUUCCAGGCUCAAAAUGGUGGGACCAAGGGGAACCGAUCUGGAUAACAGCGAGGAAACAUGGUUUGACGUCUGGAACAAUACACUGGCCAGGGGGGUACAUCGACAUACAAGGAAUUCGGGCAAAUAAAAUCCACAAGUACAAUCAAUCGGUUCCAUUUGAGCAUCGAGUGGAACUUGCCAUUGGCAUGCUUGCAAAAGACAAAUUUAACAUCGUUUCGUUGUAUUUUCACGAACCAGACAAUACGGGACAUAUUUUUGGCCCUGAAUCAGCAGAACUAGUCAAAAUGGUGGAAGAAAUGGACACAGUUUUAGGUAAACUCCUAGAUAAGUUAAAAGAGCAUAGACUUACGGAUUCGGUGAAUUUGAUUGUCGCAAGUGACCAUGGAAUGGCAACGACAAAUCAUGAUAAUAAGCUGAUUAAUAUUUAUGAUCUAGUAGAUCUGACUAUGAUUAAGUCAACAUUGGAAACCGGUGCUAUCAUGCAAGUGGUACCUGAAGAUGGACAAGUGGAUUCUGUCAUCAGGGCCAUCAACAGAAACCCAAACUUAAAGGCCUACAAGAGAGACGACCUACCGGAAUUGUGGCGGGUUAAGAACAAUCGAAGGGUUAUGCCAGUGUUUGUGAUAGCCAACGAAGGAUGGACAAUCACAAAUGACACACAAUUGACCAGACAAAAUCCAAGACCGGGAGACCACGGAUACGACAGCAGCCUAAUGACAAUGAAGCCAAUAUUCUACGCCAUGGGUCCUAACUUCCGGUCAGGAGUUUCCGUAACGCCCUUCAAAAUAAUAGACAUCUAUCCUAUGAUAUGUGAACUACUUGGUAUACCGCCUUCGCCUAACAACGGUACACUCAACAAUACGGCCAGUUUCUUACGGCCAUGCCAGGACAGUCAGCGUAUGUGCAAUUGGUUAAACUUUGAGGGAUCAAAUAAUUCGCCUUGACGUAAUGUAUUGUCAUAUCUAGGUUUCUAUGGAGAUGACACCAAAAGUAGUGUUUCAAGUUUUCUAAUAAAUGUCAGUAUAAUUGAAUUUUGCAUAAUGCAAGCAUGAUUCAUUAUUUAGACUAAUACGUUUAAUAACCACAAAAUCUGGUAUAAUUAAUAGAAUUUCUUACUCGUCGAAUAAAGACAAUACAAAAAUGAAUAUUCCUUAUUGCUUAAACAAUGAACGAACAAUUAAAUUUGCAUAUGAAAACUGUUUCUCAUGUUUACAUAUUUCUGAGCAGGGUGGCCUGUUCAAACGGCAAUCAAUGUCAUUUGAACUUUCAAUUGCGAGUAUUUAUUUUUCUUUCUAAUCAAUUGUAAAGUUUAACAUGCAUCAUGUAUUUUACUUUUACAGCCAGAAAAAAAUCUUCUCAAGACCCAGAUAUGGUAGAAUCAAAUACUC
Mizuhopecten yessoensis (Yesso scallop) is the source of this 1764-nucleotide messenger RNA. RefSeq names its product bis(5'-adenosyl)-triphosphatase enpp4-like. The record is from RefSeq and is a predicted model, not a curated record. The transcript has 3 exons. NCBI's taxonomy places the organism in Eukaryota, Metazoa, Mollusca, Bivalvia, Pectinida, Pectinidae. The coding region runs from base 46 to 1320 and encodes 424 amino acids.